This is a messenger RNA of Fomitiporia mediterranea MF3/22, 1182 nucleotides long. RefSeq names its product NADH:flavin oxidoreductase/NADH oxidase. The transcript has 4 exons. Bases 1 to 1182 code for a protein of 393 amino acids. Lineage: Eukaryota; Fungi; Basidiomycota; Agaricomycetes; Hymenochaetales; Hymenochaetaceae. The record is from RefSeq and is a predicted model, not a curated record. Gene Ontology annotation, molecular function: NADPH dehydrogenase activity; FMN binding.
AUGCCUCAGUCGGAUGCCAAACUCUUUCAACCCAUUCGCGUUGGACACCUGAACCUUGCUCACAGGAUCGUCUUUGCUCCUCUCACGAGAUUCCGCGCCGACGAUGCCCAUGUCCCAACAGACAUCAUGGUGGAAUACUAUACACAGCGUGCAAGCGUGCCUGGAACACUUUUGAUAGCUGAAGGGACUGUCAUUGCAGCUAGGGCAGGUGGGAUUGGGAAUGUCCCAGGUAUAUGGAGUGAUGCGCAGGUUCAAGGUUGGAAGAAGGUAGUUUCUGCGGUCCAUGCGCAAGGAUCGUAUAUCUACUUGCAGCUCUGGUCUCUCGGGCGAACGGCUGAACCUAAAUUCCUUUCACAAUCCGAUUGUCCACAAAAUCCUGGUGGACCAUAUCCAUAUGUCUCAUCGUCGGACCUUAUGAUGUCCGAACGCGACGACGGAAUCAAACCCAACCCUCUAUCGCAUGAGGAGAUACUGCAGCAUAUUGAACUCUUCGGACAAGCAGCUCAUAAUGCUGUUCAUGGAGCUGGAUUCGACGGUGUUGAGAUACACGGCGCACACGGAUACAUCAUCGAUCAAUUUACGCAGGACGUGUGUAAUAAACGUAGUGAUAUGUGGGGUGGAAAUAUAGAAAAUCGGACUCGAUUCGCCCUCGAAAUCAUCAAAAGCGUCACCUCCGCCGUUGGGGAAGAGAGGACUGGUAUCCGUCUGAGUCCUUUCGCGACUCGUCGUGACAUGCACAUGGAGCAUUCCGAACCAACCUUUGCUUACCUUGUAUCCCGUAUCCGCGAAGCAUACCCGCGGUUUGCGUACCUUCAUGCCGUCGAGCCACGAGCAUCAGGCCAAUUCGACCGCACGCCGCUCAAAGGCGAGUCGCUCGACUUCCUCCGUGCUAUCUGGAAGGGACCAAACAGCGAAGAGAAUGGUUCUGUUUUCAUCGUCGCAGGAGGUUAUUCUCCUCAGGAAGCAAUCAGAGUUUCGGAGGAGAACGACGACCUGGUUGCUUUUGGCAGGUUUUAUAUUUCUAAUCCCGACCUUCCGGCAAGGGUAAAGAAAGGAAUCUCGCUGACGCCAUACAACCGAGCAACGUUCUAUGACGUUGGUAGUCCGGCGGGCUAUGUAGGUUAUGCAUUUGCCGACCCCGAAGUCGAGGCAAAUUACAGAGCGAAGAGGCUGGCCGCAUAA